Molecule: messenger RNA, 2927 nt
Organism: Medicago truncatula (barrel medic)
Lineage: Eukaryota; Viridiplantae; Streptophyta; Magnoliopsida; Fabales; Fabaceae
Product: receptor-like protein kinase FERONIA
Exons: 1
Coding region: 68-2746 (892 amino acids)
Biological process (GO): protein phosphorylation
Molecular function (GO): ATP binding; transmembrane receptor protein tyrosine kinase activity
Source: RefSeq, a predicted model, not a curated record
UUCUAGCAUUCCAAACCUCAACAACAACAACAUAAUCAAUCCUUCUUCACCCUCUUCUCACACAACUAUGGCAAACUCGAUAAACAAGAAACUUUACACUAAAAUCACCCUACUAUCUCUCCUUUUCCUAUUCUUUUUUUUAGUAGCUAAAUCAAUAGCAUACAGCCCUGAUUUCAGUUUAGCCAUCGGUUGUGGCUCCUCAACAAAUACUACCUUAGAUAAACGAAUUUGGGUUGGUGAUAAUAUUGAUAACAAAAAUCUCUUUACUUUCAUUGAACAAAAAACCACAAACCCAUCUCUUAAAACAUCACCUAGUUCCGCUUCAAACAUCGAAAUUCCAUACACAACCGCGCGUAUCUCUCUCUCAAGUUUCACAUAUUCAUUUUCUACCAUCACUAGUUCGCCUGUUUUUGUUCGUCUUCAUUUUUACCCAACAUCUUAUCAAAACUUUGAACCUUCGAAAGCAUUUUUUUCAGUUGAAGUAAACAACAAAAUUACCCUUCUUAAAAACUUCAACCCUUCACUUUGGAUUCAUGAAGAUGGGGAAAAAAUCACCAAAGAAUAUUGCAUUCAAAUCAAAUCAAAUGAGAAGCUAAACAUAACUUUCAUUCCGGCCAAUAAUAUAAAUCAAUCAAAUCCUUAUUAUGCCUUCAUUAAUGGAAUAGAAGUCGUGUCUAUGCCUUCUUUUCUAUAUUACACAAACCUCAAUGACCCAAAAUAUUAUUUGAAAUCACUUGACUUUGACAACACGAACUACCAAGUUCUUAACGACAAAGCGUUAGAGACGGUUUAUAGAGUCAAUGUCGGUGAAAGUCAAGUUCCACCGGGUGAUGAUACUGGUAUGUUUCGUAAUUGGGACAAUGAUUUUCCUCGUUACUUGGAGAAACAAUAUCCACAAAGCAUAUCAAGUGAUUUUAAACAUCAUCUUAACUAUGAAAACAACACCAUUCAAAAUUACACUGCACCAGAAGUUGUGUACUUAACUGCAAGAAGUUACGGACAGUAUGCCACAGAGGAGUACAAUGUAACUUGGAAUUUUGAAGUUGAUUCUAAUUUUACUUAUAUGGUAAGGUUACAUUUUUGUGAGUUUGAUCCGAAUAUAACAAAUAAAGGUGAUAGAGCCUUUCAGAUUUUCAUAGUUAAUAGUAUGGCUGAGGAAAACGCUGAUGUGAUACGGUGGAGCGGUUCUCGUAUGGUUCCUGUUCAUAAGGAUUAUACUGUGUCUAUAAACUCUGAAGAAGGAAGCUCUCAAAUUGAAAGAGUUAACCUUUCGCUCAAGUUACAACAAUUACCAAAGACCAUGUUUACAAAAUACCGUGAUGUUACGUUGAAUGGAAUCGAGAUUUUUAAAAUAAGCGAUAAAAAUAAUAAUUUCUUUGGACUGAAUCCAAAACCCUUUAUUCUAUCUCCCACAGAACAAGGUUUACCAACUGAGCAGUCGAAGAAAUCAACCAUAGUUAUCGUCGUUGUUGUUGUAGUUUCAUGUCUUAUGCUAGCAUCUGUUAUUGGAGUGAUAGUUUUUGUUAGAAGAAGAAGAAGAUUUGAAUCUCAUGUUGAAGAAAUGGAUGAAAGCUCAUGGACAAAAAAGAAAGAAGGCGAAGUUUCAUCGUCUUUACCAUCCCAUUUGUGCCGCUAUUUUACAAUAACAGAGAUAAGAGCUGCUACAAACAACUUUGACGAUAUUUUCAUCAUUGGAGUUGGAGGGUUCGGCAACGUGUACAAAGGUUAUAUUGAUGGAGACAUACCUGUUGCGAUAAAACGUCUUAAACCAGGUUCUCAACAAGGUAUAAAUGAGUUCAUGAAUGAGAUCGAAUUACUCUCUCAGCUUCGUCAUAUUCACUUGGUUUCUCUCAUUGGAUAUUGCAACGAAGGUGAGGAGAUGAUUCUCGUUUAUGACUUCAUGCAACGUGGCACUCUCCGUGAAUAUCUUUAUGGUUCGGAUAAUGAACCUCUUACUUGGAAGAAGAGACUUGAGAUUCUGUUGGGGGCAGCAAGGGGGUUACAUUAUCUUCAUGCUGGUGUAAAGCACAAUAUCAUACACCGUGACGUGAAGAGUACCAACAUAUUGUUGGAUGAAAAAUGGGUGGCUAAGGUGUCUGAUUUCGGGUUAUCAAAAGUGGGACCAACAGGAAUGUCUAUCACUCACGUCAGCACCGUGGUGAAGGGUAGUCUUGGAUAUUUAGAUCCAGAAUACUACCUUCGUCAAAGGUUGACUCUAAAAUCCGACGUGUAUUCUUUCGGUGUUGUCCUUCUUGAGGUGUUGUGUGCGAGACCACCAUUGGUUCGUUCUUCUGAAAAGAAAAAAGCGAGUUUAGUCGUUUGGUUUCAAAAAUGUUACAAUGAAGGUGUCAUAAUUGAAGAGAUGGUAGAUCCGUUCAUAAAAGAUUCUAUAACAAGUGAGUGUUUGAAAUGUUAUUGUCAAAUGGUUUUAAGUUGUUUGCAUGACGAUGGAAAUCAACGAAUGUCAAUGAGUGAUGUUGUUGGAGCUUUAGAGUUUGCAUUGCAGUUGGAGAUGAGUGAGGAAGAUACUAAGUCUGGUUGGACUCAUGAAAAGGAAAAAAGUGAGGAAAGACAACAAGUGUCACAGUUUACAAGUGAAGAUGGAAGUGAUGUUUGUUUCACGAGUAGCAGUGAUGAUUACGGGUCUCAAACAAGCAAGGUAAGCACCAUUUCAGCUAGUACAGAAGAUCAGCAUCUACUUUAUGCUACGGUGUUUUCUGAGAUCGGGAAUCCAAGAGCAAGAUAGAUAGUUGUCACUCAUCCUAAAAUUUUGAAAUGUAUGUUUUAUAAAGAUUACUAUAGUGUGUAAUUUAAUCGUUUAUAAUUUGUUGACGUUGCACACAUGAUGCAUUGAAGAUAUGUUCCAGGAAAAACUCCAGUCUCAAAUUUUAAAGUGAUAAUGUCUAAUAUUAGUUUGUAAGAAUCAA